Molecule: messenger RNA, 543 nt
Organism: Peronospora farinosa
Lineage: Eukaryota; Oomycota; Peronosporomycetes; Peronosporales; Peronosporaceae
Source: the annotation of a GenBank genome assembly
AUGAUCCAACAACAAGUGGACGAAGUAAAACGCCUAUGGGCGAAUAAACGACAGUUAACGAACCAGGGCCUGAAUUUGGCCAUGGUUGUCUUAACGGCAUUGAUGAUCUGGAAAGGUCUGAUGAUGUAUACUCAAAGUGAAUCGCCUGUUGUUGUCGUACUUAGUGGCAGCAUGGAACCAGCUUUUCAACGAGGAGACAUUUUGUACCUGGACAACAGGAAGCCCGAGUUGGAGAUUGGGGAUAUUGUCGUGUACAAGGUCAAAGGUCGUGACAUUCCUAUUGUUCAUCGAGUCUUGGAAUUGCAUGAACGGGCCAUGGAUGGAUACCAAGUCUAUCUUACUAAAGGCGACAACAAUAAUGUCCAUGAUCGUGGACUAUACGCGUCUGGUCAGUCGUGGCUCGAACGUGAGGAUAUUGUCGGCAUUGCUAGAGCGUCGAUCCCUUAUGCUGGAAUGCUCACGAUUUUGCUAAAUGAUUACCCAUUGCUCAAAUACCUAUUGGUGGGUGGGAUGGCUGUCGUGGUUUUCACACAAAGAGAGUGA